Molecule: messenger RNA, 279 nt
Organism: Trichosporon asahii var. asahii CBS 2479
Lineage: Eukaryota; Fungi; Basidiomycota; Tremellomycetes; Trichosporonales; Trichosporonaceae
Exons: 1
Coding region: 1-279 (92 amino acids)
Source: RefSeq, a predicted model, not a curated record
AUGAACCAGGAACCAGACACCCGCGACGUCCCCCCUGAUCACGCCACGACGUUCGAACACAUCAAAGAACAGCUUCUCAUAGUCUGGCAGGCGGUCUUGUAUAUCGUGGAAGCGCUCUUCUUCCUCUUCCUUUGGACCCCUGUCCCCAACCGCAUCAUCUGCUACCUCUUCAAGUGCGUUCCUCCUGUCAAAGAUGCGGUGCCGGGCUUUCAGGUGCACUCCGCCUCGUUCUCCGAACAUGUCCCCUCCAACUACACUCCUGGCCUUAUGUAUGGAUAG